CAUUUGGUCACCCUGUUGCAGGAGAACUUUCCUGCACUGCAGGACAUUUUAAACUUGUAGUGUAUUUGAGGUUUAAAAAGGCUUCUGAAGUUUAUAAUUUCCACUUAGAAAUUUCAGACUUGAUUUUCCCUUACAAAAAAAUGUGACCCUUACAGAAACAUACAUUAAUUAUAAUCCACAUAAUAAUUCACAGUUUCUGGUGCUGCAGGAUUGUUUUCCUGCUAUAGCAAAACUCAAAUUAAGAUCCUACAUCAGUAACUUCUCACUGACAUUCCUAUUGGGUUUCAACAUGGUGAUGAAAACAAUCUUUUUCAGUCUAUUCAAAUUGGUCCAUGUCACAUUUUUAGACGAGAUCACAUGUAUAGCCAAAUAGUCUACCCUUCUUCUGUAUACCCCUAAGGUAAAAAGGAAUACCAUUCUGCCCCCCCCCCCCCCCUGUAAAUAUCCUGUUGCCUAUCUAACAUUCUUUCUUUGUGUGUUUAUGUGAAAGAGAUAUAGAGGGAGAGAGUCUCGACAUAACAUCCUGAGGCAUGUUCUUCAAGGACUUGUGACUGUGUACUGGUAGAGUUCUAAUGAAAAAUGCAUUCUGUUAUUGAAUAAGAUACAAUCACAGUACCAUGUGAUCAUCAAAAGCAUUUGAAAGCAAUAUUUUGAAAUAAUAAUGUAUUGAAUAGGACUUUGUUCCCUCACCACCUGGUAUUUCUCUACAACUGAGUUACAACGUGGUUACAAACUGUAUAAGCUCACUGAACCUACCCCACUGGGGCAAAACUGGUUGAAUCAACAUUGUUUCCUCAUCAUUUCAACCACCAAAAUCAAUGUGAUGACGUUGAAUCAACGUAGGAAACGAAUUGGAUUUGCAUAAAGUCAUCAACGUAAGGGUAUUUGGUAUUUUUUUCUCUCACCUAAAUCCAAUGACGCAAUUGUUCUUCUCUCUUCAGAUUUCACAUUGAAUUCAGGCUAGUUGACACUCAACCAAAUGUAAAUCAAAACUAGACGUUGAACUGACAUCUGUGCCCAGUGGGACUGUACGAAACUAUGAAGAGAGAGGUAAAUGCCGGGGUGAAUUUCCUGAGACGCCUAGCUGUGGAGCGGGGUGGCUUAGAUGGAACCAAAGCUGACGCUUUUGCUGAAAAGCUGCGGCAACUUCUGUGUGACAAAUUCAAAGACCACUGGUACCCCGACAACCCCAACAAAGGACAGGCAUUCAGGUGCAUCAGGGUAAGCGAGGGGAUGGUGUAUGAUGAGGAGGUGCUGAGAGCGUGUGAGGAGAGCAAGCUAAAACCCAGCGAGCUGGGCCUCCCAUGCGAGAUUGCGCUGUGGAUCGACCCACUGGAGGUGUGCGCACGGUCAGGGGAGAACUGCAGGUACUUCACAGUAGCACGUUUCAAAGAAGGAGAAGAGGAGGAUGAGGAAGAUGUGAAAGGAGACAAAGAUGUUGACCUGGAUACGUCUGACUACCACUCUGCCAGCUCGUCUGACUGUGGCUCUGCUGUCUCCAGCGAUACAGAGGAGGAGGGGAAGGAUGGAGAGACGGACGGAAGAAAAGAUGAGGAGAAGACGAAAGAGGGAAAGAAAGAGAAGGAGAAGGGCGAACCUUAUGUGAUUGCCAUGAUGCCCAGGGUUCGGGACAGGUUCCGGGGGGAGCAUGCUCAACAGAAGGUCACCAAAACACUGCUCCAGCCCACCUCUCAGCAUUACUUCUACCAUCCUGCCCCUGUGUGGCCCACAACAUACAAGAAGAAGGGUCCUGUGUUCCUCACCACAAUGUACGCGCCUCCACCUCCAUCUCCUCCAGUGUUCGGCUACUACGUCCUGCCCCAGCCACCCCCGCAGUUCAUCAUGCCUUAUGCCACUCUGCAGCCAUGGGGGGCUGUGAAGAACUAAACCAACUGGUUGGAGAGGGGGAGGUUAAACUGCCAUUAAGCCAAUCACAAUGGGUCUAUGCAGGUUUUUGAAGGUGUGGGUGAGGCACAAUUAAGAUAGUUUGACAAAAUAUUUGAAGGGUUAGCGAGGAGCAGAACUUGAUUCAUUAUAUUAUUUCUUUGAUUGUUGUACACUUCAUUUUUUUCUUUUUGGUGACAAUCGGUUUUGGGGAUUUCCUCUAUGUAACUUUCUUAGGUAGAAUUGCCACUGAAGUAAACAGGGAUUAUACUAAAACAAGCAUUUAGCAAAUAUUGCUACAGGCACUUCCCUAAGGGCUACCAGUGGGUUUAGGGUUUUCCACUGAUUAAAAGUAGUCUAUUCAUAUGAUUCGUAUUGACAAAAAGCAGUGGAACUGCCUUUGAGUUACAGAGUGUAGUUUGAGGGCUGUAUUCCUUCAUUGGGUGCUCAUAACAUCUCAGGAAUCCUCAGCAAUAAAAAAACAACGCUUCUUUGAUGAUUUUAGAUAUUUUUGUAAAUAUUAUAGACUACCUUUCAUCUGUCACUUCUAAGCAUCAACAUUGUAAAUAUGAACUGUAAGAUACAGAGCAGUUCAUGGUCCUGGUGGGCCUAAAAUACUUCUGUUUUUUCUUUCUACUGGUAGUUAAUUGGACUCACCUGGUGUCACAGGUCUGAAUUAGUCCCUGAUAAGGAGAUGAUGAAAAGCAGUAGUGUAUCAGGACCUAGAUUGGACAGCCCGUAGACUGUAGUGAUAUGCAGUUACAUGUAGUAACAUACGUACCGUGUCUCUUGAGUUCUCUGAAGCUGCAUCUAACCGCACAUCAUUACAACAUAAUUUAUCAAUACAAGACAAUGGUCUUAUUAUUUUUGACAAUUCACUGUGAUUGUAACCUGUAUAUUUUACCUGUCAAGUACAAACCUCUCUCUAUUUUAUAAUAAUUAACAGACCAACCAGAAGCUUUUUGUACAUACUGUAACCUGUUAACAAAUAGUAAUUAUCAACCACAUUUGCUUUUUGAAAUGUAAUUUAUUUUUCCACCUGUGGGUGGUACCAAAAUCACUGUUGUAAAGUCAAAUUCCAUGCAUUUUUAUGGAUAUUCUUUAUUUUACAUAUCUUGAUAAAGUCUGUAGUGUUGGUGCAUGUAUAAUUUUAAUAAUUAUUUGUUUAUCAUUUCCUGAUUUAUAAAUCUUUAGUCUGCUAAAGGCCAGAUUGAAGAACAUUCACAAUUGUGAUGUACUCUUAUGAUCUCCACCCGGCACAGCCUGGUUCCUCUCUAGGUUUCUUCCUAGGUUCGUGCUGCAUUGAUUGCUGUUAGGGGUUUUAGGCUGUGUUUCUGUAUAGCACUUUGUGACAUCUGCUGAUGUAAAAAGGGCUUUAUAAAUAAAUGUGAUGGAGUGAUUGCUGGGAUAAAAUGGGUCUGGACUGAACUGUAUUCACUCCUGUGUAAUCAGGCUUCCAUGGAUUUACUGUAAAUACUUUUAUAUAUUGGAAAUGAAAAAUGCUUGGGUGAUCCAAAUGUUUAGCUUUAAUAUGAAUAGAUGUUUUCAUAACUUAAUACCUAUAUAUUCUCUAUUUUUAUACUGGCUUUUAUUGGCCCAUUGGUCUGCUCUGGAUGUAUAUUUAUUCAAUUUUAUGAAUUGCCUUUUCACUUGUUCUGAGUACAGAGCAGUACUCUGUAUUCACACGAUUCUUACUGUAUCUGAUAGACAAUUGUCCAUGCUAAUGUUUAUGUUAAGCUGUGUCAGUUUUUAUACUGAUAUCAUCUCUCUGUCUUGUCAGCACAUAUCAUUAAAUCAAUCGAUUUAUAAAAUUUAA
Molecule: messenger RNA, 3700 nt
Organism: Oncorhynchus kisutch (coho salmon)
Lineage: Eukaryota; Metazoa; Chordata; Actinopteri; Salmoniformes; Salmonidae
Product: protein BTG3
Exons: 5
Coding region: 1039-1887 (282 amino acids)
Cellular component (GO): cytoplasm; nucleus
Source: RefSeq, a predicted model, not a curated record